Messenger RNA from Polyodon spathula (Mississippi paddlefish), 3053 nucleotides. Its product is annotated as kelch-like protein 23. The transcript has 4 exons. The record is from RefSeq and is a predicted model, not a curated record. NCBI's taxonomy places the organism in Eukaryota, Metazoa, Chordata, Actinopteri, Acipenseriformes, Polyodontidae. Bases 248 to 1936 code for a protein of 562 amino acids. Gene Ontology annotation, molecular function: protein binding.
CACAGAGAAGAAUGACAGCUGAAAGCAGCUCCCAACUAUACACAGAUACCAAAAUAGGACUGCGGUCCUCACAUUCUAACGAUUAAGUGCACUCCAUCUGGCAGACAAAGUCAGGCAGUCCUCGAGAAUCGCUGUUCACAACCAAGACGAUUGCAAAUAUUGGAAACAAAUUGAUGAUGAUUUAUAUUAUUAAAUUCAAGCAGUGAGAAUACAUCCCUUCAACACGCCGUCUGCCAAGUUACCAGCCAUGUCAAUUAAGGAACAAGAAUGCUACACGUAUGAUUUUGCUGACCCAGCUCACCCAGCAGAGUUCUUGGAUGCUUUCCAAGAAUUUUACCUUGAUGGCUUGUUCACAGACAUUACUCUCCAGUGUGCUACUGGAAAGAAAUUUCAGUGUCACAAAGCAGCUCUGUCUGCGUGCAGCACUUACUUCAAAGCGAUGUUCACAGCAGACAUGAGAGAGAGAUCCAACAACUUGAUCAAGCUUUCAGGCAUUGACAGUGAUGUAUUGACUGCUCUGGUGAAUUACGUGUAUACAUCCCAGCUGAGAAUAACUGAGAAGAAUGUCCAAAGUCUUUUGGAAGCAGCUGAUCUACUUCAGUUUGUGUCUGUAAAGAAAGCUUGUGAGGAGUUUCUGGUCAGGCACCUAGAUGUUGACAACUGUUUAGGGAUGCAUUCUUUUGCAGAGUUUCAUGUCUGCCCUGAACUGGAGAAAGAGGCCAGGAGGAUGAUGUUGUGUAGGUUUGAAGAGGUCACAAUGCAGGAGGAGUUCCUGGAACUGGACUUUGAGAAAUUAAGUUACGUAGUGUCCAGAGAAAACCUCAACGUCUGGAGACAAGAAGUUCUUUUGGAAGCUGUCGUGAAAUGGAUCACCCAUGAUGUGCAAGCUCGGACUGGUUAUGUGCAGGAUUUGCUUUACUGCAUCCAACUGGAUUUGGAUGAAAUCUACCUGAGGACGGCCCUCAAUCUGCAGAAAAGAUGUUUACUGGGCAGUGAGAAAAAAGUCUACUCCUUAAUCUGUCAUGGUUUACUAUCCACUCGGAAAAGGAACUUUGUGAGAUCUAAAAAGUUGACCUCUAGCAUGUAUAUUAUUGGAGGAUAUUACUGGCAUCCACUCUCAGAGGUAAAUGCGUGGGACCCACUUACUAAUACCUGGGUCCAUGGAACUGACAUGCCAGAUCACACGAGGGAGAGCUACAGCGUGUCACUUUUGGGACCAAACAUUUACGUAACAGGGGGUUACAGAACAGACAAUAUUGAAGCUCUUGAUACAAUGUGGGUUUAUAAUGGAGACACUGAUGAGUGGAAAGAGGGGUGCCCUAUGCUUCAUGCUCGAUAUUACCACUGCUCGGUCACUUUGCAUGGCUGUGUGUAUGCUAUAGGAGGAUACAGAGGGGGAGCGCCUGCACGAGAGGCAGAGUUCUAUGAUCCUUUGAAGAAGACAUGGACCCCUGUUGCAAACAUGGUGCAAGGUGUUGGAAAUGCCACAGCCUGUGUUUUACGUGAUGUAAUCUAUGUAACUGGAGGUCACUAUGGCUAUCGGGGAAGCUGCACCUAUGACAGAAUUCAAAGAUACAGGUCGGAUCUCAAUGAAUGGAGCAUUGUUACAAUAAGUCCACAUCCAGAGUAUGGGCUGUGUUCUGUAGCUUUAAACAACAAACUGCACCUAGUUGGUGGGCAGACUACCAUCACUGAUUGUUAUGACCCAGAAAAGGACGAAUGGAGACAGAUGGCUCCGAUGAUGGAGAGGAGGAUGGAAUGUGGUGCUGUUGCCAUGAAUGGAUGCAUUUAUGUCACAGGGGGAUACUCCUACUCAAAAGGAACCUAUCUUCAGAGCAUAGAGAAAUAUGACCCAGAACAAGACAAGUGGGAAAUCGUGGGCAGCCUUCCCAGUGCCAUGCGAUCACACGGUUGUGUUUGUGUUUACAGUGUGUAGACAGGAUGCUAUGCACUAGUUCUAUAUUGCUGCCCAAUAGGAAAUGCUGGCUAUGAAGUUCUGGAAGAAUCAAACAGGAUAUGCUGUAAAGAGCAGUGGCUAAUGAAAUGUUAACUACUGCACUGUUCCUUCUCACUCAGAAGGCACCUGGAUAGCAUACAGUUGAUACAAUGCCAUCAAAUGGAUAGCUUCUUUCAGUAUGCUAGUGUACAUUUUAAUUGGAAUAAAUGUUGCAUCAAUAAAGAACCCACUUCUCAGGACUCUUUUGAUACAAAUAACAUUUACCGUACCUUAACUAAUAUUCCUUUUUCAUCUCUGCAAGUGCCGAUAAUAUAUUUUAUAAGUCUCUUUCCCCUUACAAUCAGGGCUCAGGAAGAACAAAAUAAGUUUUGUAUGUUAACAUGCUUCAUGUCUGAGAAAGAGACCUACCUGCCUUUGGCAAAAAAGUCACAAGAAGACCACAGAGUAUAGAAAAAAAAAAAAAAAAAGUGGUGUAAGACCCCAUCCAUUUCAUGCAGUGUGUACAGUCCCGGGGCUGCUUCAUUUUUGUAGAAAUGUAAUAACUUUAACCAACAAACACCCUUAAUGUGCACAUUUGUAAGGCAAAUGAAGAUUGAGGUGUUAUAGGGGUUUGUGGACAGGCAACACGUCACUUCUUGUUUCCAACCAAAACAGAGGGAAAACUAAAGUAAUUGCUUUAAGUCAGCAUGUGACGCUUCACACAUUUUGCCAUAUAUUUGGAGAACUGCUUAUUUAAUUGUCAUCAAUCUUAGUAUUAAGCUUAUUUAACAUAUGUUAUUGAGAGUUUCAGAUUCUAGGAAUACAGGGGGUGUCUGUCCAUUUAUCAAUCUGUCUGUGUCACUUGCAUGUUUGCUAAUAUCUGGAGAAUCACUUAGCAAAUUAAACAUGUCAAUGCUAAUUCGUAUUCUGUACUGUUCUGUACACACAGUUGUUAUUUCAUGGUAACAAAUCGUAGUGAAGGCUCUAAUGUUGAAUUACAGCUGUGGCAAGGGAUGAGUGUUACUGACCUACUAGAAGCAAAAUUGAGAGGCAAAUGCUCUGGGUAUUCCAUUGUCAAUGGAAGUACCAGUAGAUCACUUGUUAAUUUUCAUAGAAA